Pseudocercospora fijiensis CIRAD86 is the source of this 816-nucleotide messenger RNA. RefSeq lists its product as uncharacterized. The coding region runs from base 1 to 816 and encodes 271 amino acids. The transcript has 3 exons. NCBI's taxonomy places the organism in Eukaryota, Fungi, Ascomycota, Dothideomycetes, Mycosphaerellales, Mycosphaerellaceae. Gene Ontology annotation, molecular function: oxidoreductase activity. The record is from RefSeq and is a predicted model, not a curated record.
AUGGCACAAGCACCUCCACCAACCCAUCCAGGCCGCCUCACCAACAAAGUUGCCAUAAUCACAGGCGGCGGCAUGGGUUUGGGAGAAGGCAUAGUCCGCAAAUUCGUCCACGAAGGAUGUCGCGUCGUGAUCUUCGAACUCGACCCUUCUGCGGGCACAAAAGUCGCAGCCUCUCUCCCUCUAGAUCGAAUUCAUUUAUUCACAGGAAACGUCACGAAUGAAACGCAUUGGAAAGAAGCUUUUCAGUGUGCGAUUGAAGCUUUUGGCAAACUCGAUAUUGUCGUUAACAAUGCGGGGGUUGUUCAUAAUGCUCAGGCAAGUGAAAUGGACAACAAGAAUGGAUGUCCGAGUCCGAGCGUUCCAAGAAGUGAAUACGACAGAAUCAUGGAAGUCAACGUUUCACCCUUAUACCUCAGCUCAAAAGUCAUCGGCCCAUACUUCCAAUCUCAAAAAUCGGGAUGUUUCGUCAACAUCUCUUCCAUAUCCGCACCCCGACCACGUCCAAAUCUAGUCUGGUAUGCGGGGUCCAAAGGUGCCGUGACGGCUAUAACGAAAGGGCUUGCGGCAGAGUUUGCGAAGGAUGGGAUCAGGUGUAAUGCGAUCUGUCCUGUUGCGGCUGAUACGGGGAUGAUGGCGAGUGUGCUUGGUGGGGUGGAUUCGCCUGAAGGGAGAGCUGUUGUUGUGAAGGGCAUCCCGAUGGGGAGGGUUGCGACGCCAGAGGAUGUUGCGAAUGCGGCUUGUUUCUUGGCUAGUGAUGAGGCGAGUUUCAUUACUGGAGUGGAUUUGCCGGUUGAUGGUGGCAGGGCGUUGAUGUAG